Molecule: messenger RNA, 606 nt
Organism: Penicillium subrubescens
Lineage: Eukaryota; Fungi; Ascomycota; Eurotiomycetes; Eurotiales; Aspergillaceae
Product: Peptidase C45 acyl-coenzyme A:6-aminopenicillanic acid acyl-transferase
Exons: 1
Coding region: 1-606 (201 amino acids)
Source: RefSeq, a predicted model, not a curated record
AUGAUCACCGAAGCUGGCAUUAUCGGAAAAAUUGGUUUCAACGAACUAGGUGUUGGCGUGUGUCUAAAUGCCAUCAAAGCGCCCGGCUGUGACCCUUCCCGUCUUCCAGUUCAUCUUGCUCUUCGAUCAGUGCUCGAUAGCCCAUCGGCCGAUGAUGCCGUUCAGCAACUUAAAGACGCCGGAAUAGCUGCUUCCGCGCACAUACUCAUCGCAGACAAAGACAAAGCCAUCGGACUAGAGUCUACAUCAGAGACUAUCCGACUGAUCGAAAUGGACGCACAGAGUCGUAUCUUUCACGCAAACCACUUGCUAUUGCCACAUGACGGCCCUGUGGAGGCUGGCUGGCUGGUCGACUCACCUUUCCGCCAGCAACGUAUUGAGAGACUAGCUUCAGAACUGGACCGGCAGCCAAGUUUGACAGAUAUCACGCGCAUUUUGGAUGACCAUGACGGAUACCCGCAUUCCAUCUGUCGUUACGAAGAAGGUCCUUUGGGGAUGGAUGCCACAUUGUUCAGCAUCGUUAUGGAACUUCGGGGUGGAACUGCAAAGGUAUCGCUAGGGAGACCUUGUCAACCGGAAGAGAUAGUAACACUAGAUUUUGAAUGA